Anopheles stephensi (Asian malaria mosquito) is the source of this 1892-nucleotide messenger RNA. RefSeq names its product protoheme IX farnesyltransferase, mitochondrial (gene Cox10). Gene Ontology annotation, biological process: heme biosynthetic process. Bases 268 to 1791 code for a protein of 507 amino acids. Lineage: Eukaryota; Metazoa; Arthropoda; Insecta; Diptera; Culicidae. Gene Ontology annotation, molecular function: protoheme IX farnesyltransferase activity. The record is from RefSeq and is a predicted model, not a curated record. The transcript is spliced from 4 exons. Gene Ontology annotation, cellular component: mitochondrion; membrane.
UUAAAGCAUUUUUCUUCUAUUUAGCAUCCAUAUCAGAAAUGUUAUCCUCCCCGAAUCGAGCUACACGUUUCAUCGAUUUUUCACCCCUUUCUGACAGCUGCAUUUUCACGUGCGGUAACCUUUUCUCUUCACGUUGCUCGGUAGCAAAACAGAGUGUGCCGGGACGAACGAUGGAAUUGUAGGUGCGUGGAAAAGCACCGUCCGUCCGUUCGUAUUUGUUGCUAACCAGCAACAUAAAAUGCUCCCAGUGUUGUUCCGCCCAGUGUAAUGCAUAAAUUCCUCGCAAACGGGCGAUUAUGGUGCGACCUAGUGCGUCAAUCCGGGCCCAGAAUCAGCGGUCGUCCUCCGUUCGCUUUCUGCACUCGGUUGGACACAACUGGCGCAACAUCGAGCGCGGUACACCUGUACGCUAUCAGGAAGCGGCAUAGCGGAAGCAAUGACACCGAUUCCGCACAGUUUAGUAGCGAUGCGACAAAAACAUCUCCGGUGCAUCGACCGGUGGCCAUCCCGUUGGCUGUCCCACUGUCCGUAGUACCGCCCGUAGUGGACGCGAAAGCGUUAGUUAGUGAAAUUAGUAAAUCGGUUGGUUUGCCGGCGGGAAGCACGGUUAGGAAAAGUGGAAAAAUUAGCAGUGAAGAUGGAGCGACGGAACCCGUGGUUGCCUCCGUGACGUCUCUUCCUGGCUUAAGUCGGUUGAUUUAUCACUAUCUAAUGCUAUCAAAGAUCCGGUUGACGUCUCUUGUGGUGUUGACCGCGAUGGCCGGAUAUGCGAUGGCACCGGGAUCGUUCGAGCUGGGAACGUUUCUGCUAUGUUCCGCUGGUACAACACUCGUUUCGGGUGCGGCCAAUUCCAUCAACCAGGUCAUUGAAACUUCGUUCGAUGCUCAAAUGGCCCGCACGCGCAAUCGCGUGCUCGUAAAAGGAUAUCUUUCCCGAAUGCACGCGGUCGGAUUUGCGCUUGGUGCGAGCACGGUCGGAUGCAGUAUGCUUUACUUCGGUGUGAAUGAAAUGACGGCCGCACUGGGCGCCGCCAACCUUAUCCUCUACACCAGCAUCUACACCCCAAUGAAACGGUACAGUAUUUUGAACACCUGGGUCGGAUCGGUUGUCGGUGCCAUCCCUCCACUGAUGGGUUGGGCCGCUUGUACUGGCGGAGAUCUUGGCGCCGGUGCAUGGAUUCUGGCCGGUUUGCUGUACUGCUGGCAGUUUCCCCAUUUCAACGCCCUAUCGUGGAAUAUUCGGCCGGAAUAUCUGAAGGCUGGCUACAAAAUGAUGGCCAACUCCCAUCCGGCCCUCUGUACACGUGUUUCGCUUCGCCAUACCGGUUUUAUUACGGGUCUUUCGCUGCUCGCCCCUGUUCUGGACGUAACGAACGUUUGGUUCGCACUGGAAACACUUCCUCUGAAUGCGUACUUUGCGUACCUAGCGUACGAUUUUCAUCAGAAAGCGGACAGCAAAAGCUCCCGGAAGUUGUUCCGCUUCUCGCUGCUGCACUUGCCCCUGCUGAUGGCACUGUUUCUGUUGAACAAAAAGCAUUGGCUGUUUAGAGAGGACGGCAAGAGCGAUGCGGUGGAACUGGAAGGUGGUCUCGCGGAUGGUGCCAUGGCUACGGGUGUGCUUGUGAGUGGAGGUGCAAAGAAAGGCGAGGAAGGUAGUGAAUACCUGGUACCAAAUAUUGUGGCCGACAUUGGAGCUUCAACACCAUCCCCUGGAAGCAUCAAGGCGAUCGAAGAUAGCCUGCUAUCGAACGUGGCCACUGUACUUCCUACGGCAGGCAAGCAAAAGCUUUGAACGGAUGAAUGCUACGACAGAGAUGCUAUUGUACAAAGGAGCUAGAUUUACGAAGUGAUAUAGAAUCAAUGAUCAAUAAAAUGUCGGAAGAAAGGAAAAUA